Molecule: messenger RNA, 879 nt
Organism: Naumovozyma castellii
Lineage: Eukaryota; Fungi; Ascomycota; Saccharomycetes; Saccharomycetales; Saccharomycetaceae
Gene: LAA2
Product: Laa2p
Exons: 1
Coding region: 1-879 (292 amino acids)
Source: RefSeq, a predicted model, not a curated record
AUGAGUGAUACUGAGCAUGUGGAUACAGGGGAUGCUGCUUCAGCUUUAAUAGCCGGGACAGAGAGUGAUAGUGACGAUUUUGGGAAUUUUUCAGAUGCAUCGUUUACUCAUGAUGAAGAGGCCACCGAUCAAGAGGUGUUUGUACAAUGUCUCGAGGAAGCGUUUGGUACAGGAAGAUCCACUGAGGGGUUACCACCACUGGCGACAGACACCACUGAGUACCGUUUGGAACAAUUGAUCCAGGAUGAAAGGCCGCAUGUUAUUUAUCAACAGCUGGUGGAAUAUAGAACCGCAUUACAGCCUAUUAUUUGGAACAAAUCACAUAUACGAUCUCGAUUAUACCAGAUACUGAGAAUCUCUGAAGAGAAUGAUAAGGAGAAACAACAACAGUUGGAGGAAGAGGAAAAAUUAAAGAGGGCUCAAUUAGAUGAUGCAUUAUUUAAUAAAAUAAUGAAGACAUUAGUUAAUACGAAAUCGGUGGAGAAUACCAUAAGUCAGCAUCAAUUAAAGGACACUUUUAAGAUAAAUUAUACACCAUCCUUGGGUCACUUAUCAUUGCAAGAUGAAGAGAAGCAAGACUUGGAAAACAGUAUCCCCAGUCUGAUAAAGACCAACCCAUCAAGUAAGAACAAUGAAAAUACCCUGGAGUUACAAGAAUAUCACGAUCAACUUUGUAAUUCGAUAGAUUUGUUAAUUGAAAGACUACGAAAAUUGAAACAAAACCAAAGAGAUUUGGAGAAGGAUAAGACUACUUUUGAAAACGUUAUUACAAACCUCACAGGACACACUCAAAGAUUACAGAGAGAUGAAAUUGCAUUGUAUAACAAGAAGAAGCAGAAACAAAAGAGGAAAAUGUUUAGUUGGACGACGAGUCGCUAG